Zeugodacus cucurbitae (melon fly) is the source of this 4650-nucleotide messenger RNA. Its product is annotated as ras guanine nucleotide exchange factor glfB. Bases 1606 to 4224 code for a protein of 872 amino acids. The transcript has 5 exons. Gene Ontology annotation, biological process: cilium assembly. Lineage: Eukaryota; Metazoa; Arthropoda; Insecta; Diptera; Tephritidae. Gene Ontology annotation, cellular component: ciliary transition zone. The record is from RefSeq and is a predicted model, not a curated record.
UGUCAAGUCAGUCGCUUAGUAGCCGUGAACGCGAGCGAACGCGUCGCGAAUAAACACGCUUGUACUGUGAAACGCUUGUAAAUUAAAUGAAGUGUAGUGUUAUGUAGUGUUUGUGUGUGUGCGCGCUUUGUUGUGACCAAUUCAGCAGGAAGUAAAUAAGUAAAUACUAAACAGUGUUGCGAGCGUGAAGAAGAAGAAGCACAAAUUAAGUGAAACUGAAACUGGAAUAUAUGGCAGUAAAGAGCGUAAAAUAAUAUUAAUUUGCAUUUUUUUGGAGGAAAAUGAAAAUAGAAAUAGAAGGAUAAAUGUAUGCAGUGCAUGCAUACUGCUUGUUAGGCAUUUGAAACAUUUGAAAUACUGAAUAUUUAGCUUACCCAGAAAUGCUAUUUAGGUCAAAACGAACUGGAACACGAAACAAAACCAAAAGAGUUGUUGAAAAAAAAACAUAAAUGAAAAUAAAGCAUACAAGGAAACGCAAAGUACGAGCGUGAAAGUAAUAUUAACAACAAGCACAGGAAGUAAACGUGAAGAUACUACUACAACAGAAACAACAAAUACAAGUGAGUUCAAGUUGAUUGAGCGAUAAAAGCGCGAACUGACAGUUAAAUGAAAUGUCAAAACUCAAUUAAACAUAAAAUCAAUAAGUAGUGGCAGUAGGCGCGUGGCCAAACAGUAAAGCAACAAUAACAACAACAAAAAGCAAGCACACAAGCAGACGCAGCAGAGGUAAGGAAACGGACGUUAUUGUUGGUUAGUAUUAGAAAACAGCUUGUGGAGCGUUUCGAUUGAAUUCGAUUUUUUGUGGGUCAAUGAGAAACAAGCGUAAUUUUAACUGAAAUAACAAGAAAGGCAACAAAACAACGUAAAAUUGCUUUGAAGAACAUACAAAAAUGUAAGAAAGCAAAAAUAAAGAAAGCGUUAACUAGUGGAAAAUAUUGUUGUAAGGUACUAGUAAGCUACAUUUUGAAGAAAAAAAUAUUGAAAAGUGCGAAAUUUUUGAAACUACUACAACAACUACAAUUUGUUGUAUAAAAAUUGAAGGACGAAGCUGCUUGGAACGCAUUUGAAGCAAGGAAAAUAACAGAAAUAUUAAAAAUAAAGACAAAAAUUCUAAACAACAAUAAUAAUAAUUUCAUAAACAACAACAAAAAUAACAAAUAACACAAAAAAAAUUUGUAAAAUAUUAAAAGCUCUUUGGAGUAGUAAAGUAUUGAAAAGGAACUGCGUUGUUUAUAUACAAAAAUAACUGAUUUUAUAAAAAACAGUAAAGUUAAACAACAAAAAACGUUUUUAUGCAAGAAAAGUAACAACAACAAACCAUCAAAAGCAAAAAGUAGCAGCACAGCACUGUGAAGGCAGUAAAAACUAUUUGAAAGACACACGAGCAGCAGCUGUUUAUGCACUGAAAGCUUUUCCUAUAUCAAUCUAAAGCACAUUCGGACCUACAAAAAAAGAAAAGGAAAUAACAAACCACAAACCCGUUAAAUCUGCAUAACAGUGCAAUUUAACAGCAGCAAAGACGCAAGCGCCAGCAAAACCGCUGUGUGUAGGUUGUAACUGAACGAAAUUUGCAACGCAUUGCACGUUGCUGGAACCAGCGCGGAGAUGGAAACCACCCCGAAGGUGCAUCGUCAUCGCCAUCGACGUUCGGAUUCGCGUCAUCAACGGCACGAGCGUCAGAGCCAAAAUAGCAGCAGCAGCAAUAGUAAUAAUAGUAAUAGCAACAACACAACAACCAAUGGUGGCAGCGGCAGCAGCAAUGGCAGUCGCCAACAGCCGAGCCGACAGAGCAAUAAUAUGAUGACAACAACCACAACGACGACGAUACCACUACAAACACAAGUAGCGGAUGCGUUAACUAACACAACGACAAAUACGACUACGGCGUCGACGAGCUGGACGACGCAGCACGACGACGCACAAGCUGCUGUGCUAGUGCAACAGCAACAGCAAUCGCCAACAUCAGAGCAAACGCAUUCAAACGCAAUUCAAUCGCCAGUGCGUGAGCGUCGUGGUCAGGCGCGGACCAAUCGAGCACAAACCGGUGCACAGGAAUUAGCCGCCAUCGCCAGCACCGCCGCCGUCACCACCACUGCUGGAGCAGAAACUUCAACAACCAUUGAGAUUCCAACCGCACUGGUUGAUGAGCACGGCAACGAGGAUGACACUUACGGCGCGACAACAGCAAUCUGUGCUAAUGUGAUUGUCACCACAGUGCAUGAGCGACGUACACACUCCACGGAUACAUUGGAUCCGUUGGCUACAACCUCUUUGAGUCAGUCCACAACAUCGCAACAAACUGUGCUGCUGGUAAAUGGUCAUUCACCGCCACCGCAGGAGGACGAAGAGUUGGAGCCCGUUGCAAAUAGUGAAAACACGUCUAUGACAGCUGCGGCGGACGUUGGUGGUGUGUCGGCGAAAGAUGAGGCUGCCACACAACUCGAGUCGCCCACAGCACCAAAUCCUAACGGUGGCGGUCCGGGCAGCAGUCGUAAUUCAUCUGGUGAUGCGUUGAGUUUACGUGAAACGCUGCAACAGCUACCACCUACGGUGACACACGGACACCGUCAUCGUCGCACACAUUCACCACAAUCGCCGGCGCGACGCACACAAGAGGUGGACGCGUCGUUUCAUCGCGGCAUAUUGGGUUUCAUGGAUCGUGAGUUGAAGCAUAGCUCGCCAACGCCAUCCGCACUGAGUGUGGGUAGCGGUAGUGCAGCAAGCGGUGGUGGCGGUGGUGGUGCUGGCGGUAGCGGUACAGUGCGUAAGCUCCAGUCACUGUCCGAUCCACAGGCGAGUCCCGCCCAACGUUCGGUACGUUCGCGCAGUAGUCUGGAGAAGAGUCCGCGUCGCAAGCGUAGCAAAUCGGAAUCGCGUAGGCGGCGUGAACGCAAACUAAUCGCCGCUGGUGAGCUGGAAGUGCGACAGGCGAACGAGACGUUGAUGCGCUAUUUGAAGCAAUGUUCGGAAAUGAAUGACGCUUCGUUGUCAGGCGAGUUGGAAAUCGAUCAGAAUUAUGAUGAGCGGAGAGUGCAUCGAAAGACGAAAUCACAACGGGAUAAGCGUGGGCAUUUAAUAAGCAAACUGUACUCAGCUGGCGGUCUCACCUCCAUACUACGUGAGCUUUCCGAUGACAUUGUACCCGCGGAGGGUGAGGAAAUCUACAAUCCAUUCACACCGGUUGUCUCCCCCACCGAGGAUACGCCCGCACACAUUGACAAAAUGUUCCUGCAGACGUCAUCGGGAUAUCGACCAGUUGAGCACUGCUAUUAUAAACAUUCGUUUGUGGGUGUUGGCGGUGUGGGUGGCGGUGGUGGCGCCGGUGGCAGUGGUGGUCCAGGUGGUGGCGGCGUUGGCAAUGGACGUGGCGGUGGUGCGCAUCGUUUGUCUGCCGCGGGCGGCAGCUUGGCUGGCGGUUUGGAGCAUGCGGGUAUGUUGCGGGCGAGCAGCAGUUUCGGCGAUACGCGUUGUCUACUCGAUGCCGAGUGUGGAAGGCAUCAUCGUGAGAUCACGUCGAACAUACAAUUGGCCUGCGUCAUUCAACGAAUUUGGAUACUCAUCUCGAAUAUCUGCCACGGUUUGCUAGCUGGCCUAGCUUUGGCGCAUUUGCUAUUCGUGUUGAGCAGCCAUCCCGUCGAUUGGACGCGUUUACUCAGUCUUGCGGGCGAGACUGUAGGGAAAGCGACGCAGGAGGCGGACGCAACAACCGCGGCGUCUACAGUCGCCUCAUCUUUGGUGGAUGGUGGCAGCGGUGGUAGUGAUGUUGAUAAAUCUAUGUUAACUGACACGCAGCAAAAUUUCAGCUUCGUGAAGGAUUAUGCUACAUUCGCUGGGAUCUAUCUGAAUACAUUCUAUUGUUUGGCAAUUGUAUGCAUGGUUUCGGUUUUUGAUCGCAUGGACAUUUGCCGUUGGGACUUCAGCAAUGCCACCGAAUUCGUCUCAUUUCGUUGGCUAAUCAUUGCAAUGAUUUAUAUAGCGACAAUAAUAUUAACGUUAUGCUCCAAUUCGAUUGAUGAACGACUCUAUUACACUAACAAUACGAAUGUGACGCUAACACAAGAAGAAAUGUAUAGCAACAGCGUAUUGAGUGUUUGGAGUAGCUUAUCGGUGACACGCAGCAUUGGCGCCAUCUGUGGUUGGAUAAUGAUCGGUUUGACGCCGCAUGAGGAUCUAUUCUACGAGCAUUUGCUGGAUCUAACCAAGUACCAAGUGACAAACAAUUGAAUGUAAUGCAAGGCGUCUAUAAAGGAAUAUUGGUGAAGAGCGAAUGUGUUGAAAGGAAAAGGCAUCAAUAAAACAUAGUUACUUAGAUAAAUAAGAAAUUGUACAGUUAGUUUAAGCAAGUAGUAAAACUAUUUAUGCAGAAUAUAUAUAUACUAAAAAGCAACAACAAUUAUAUAUUAUUAAAUAAUAAAGUGAAAGAGAUGUUGAAAUUUGGAAAAGUACAAGUAAUGAAAGGCUUUCUUGAAGAAAGCAAUUAACUAAAUGUAUGCAAGAGUGAGCUAAAAAAAACUUGUUAUCUAAAAUAUAUAAUGUGAAAAGAAGCUUUGUUUUUGCGGCAAACUUAUAUGGCAAACAAAAAUUGUUCGUAGACUAAUGCUAAGUUAAUUUGUUGAAAUUUUCGAAAAAUUGCUUAGAAAAUUAAUUAUU